UCUAGGUUCCUCUACCGCGCUUCAGUCCCCGUCUCGAGCGCAACAUCCACCUCGCUCAAGAAAUCAUGGACAAAGCAGACAAAGCAACGCACGAAGAAAAACUUGCCCAGAGACGAGCCGCGCGUGCGCUCAAGGCUGUUUUGGAAAAAUACCGCGCGGAAACAAAGCUCCCUGUUGAACCGAAACAGCGCGAGGUCCGCAUGUAUGACUUGAAACGGCGCAAGGUCGAAGCAUUAGAGGAACUGGUUGAGCUUGGACGCAUGACGGUAUGUAUACUUUGUUUGUGUGUGUUGUACGUGGUACUUUCUCCAGUUGCUUAA
Molecule: messenger RNA, 320 nt
Organism: Xylona heveae TC161
Lineage: Eukaryota; Fungi; Ascomycota; Xylonomycetes; Xylonales; Xylonaceae
Exons: 1
Coding region: 66-320 (84 amino acids)
Source: RefSeq, a predicted model, not a curated record